AUGACCCCCACAGCUUCCGCCAACUCCCCCGCGGACCCCUCUAAAUCACAACCGCAAACCAAGCACAUCGCCAAUCCACGACGCCUACUCAUUCUAACCCCGACAUCCCAAUCAGUCUCGAUAAUUCCUCCUCUCCUACACUCUCUCACUGGUGUACCUGUCGUCGAUCCUCCACAACAUGAUUCCACCCUAGAAACACCAUCUCAAUCCUCCGAUGAUAACACAUCUACCCCUCCACCCACCACCACCGCCACUACUACUACCACCUCCUUCGCCGGUUACACAACCCACAGUCCCCUCCGUCUAAACACGAAAUACUACUCCGCGGAGAUCCCGCUCUGGGUUGAUGAAAUACCCCUCUCAACCGAAUCCGAAACUCCCGCAGCAGCAGGAACAGGAGCAGCAAGCUCAGAUACACCCACCCCAGCCCAGUGGCGCACAGAAUUCCUCAGUGAAGAAGCUGAGAUCGUGCGCGAUGCCGUCGGUGCAUUAGUCGUCUGCGUGCGCAGUCCUGAAUCCAAGCAGACCACACCUUCUACCUCUACCGCGGACGCAGACACAGACAUAGACGACCCCGCGAGUCGCCCAGAAGUCCGCGCCGUACUGGACUUGAUGCGCGAUGUUGGCGCUGUUAAGGCCUGUAUCGAUGAGGAGCGCGGUGGGUAUGGUGAUGUACCGGGUGUAUUUGUGUUAGUAGGGAGUCGCAGUUCUGCUGCUCCGAAGAGUUCUGCGCCGGAUGGGGAGACGAGAUUGGAGCUGGGGGUGGAUGAUGUGGAUUUGGGGGAUGGUGCGGCAGAUACACCGUUCUCGGUGGGUUGGUGGGAGGAUCAGCUUUUUGAUUUGGGUCUUUUUGGGUGGGAGGUUGUGGAGUGGGAUCCUGUUGAGCAGGGUGGUGAGAAGACGAGGAAUAAGUUUGGAGAAUAUGAAGGUAUGCCACGCAUCAAAGAAGUACUCGAGACCCAUGACUGGAGUACAUCCGGAGCCGCAGACGAUCUCGACCAUGCAGAUCUCGAUUUCGGUGAUGAUCUCGAAGAAGAACUUCUCGGAUUUGGAAGGUCAGCGCAUACGAGCGGCUUUGGACACGAAGUCCAAGAGUUGGAGCGUGAAAUGAUGGGUCUACGGAUGGCUAUUGAGCGUGGUGGGGGUGAUGGUGAUCAGAGUGAUGCAGACCUUGACCUUGACGAUGGGGAUGAAGAGCUCAAGGUUGAGUCCAUUGAGACACUGAUGAUGCGCAUGCAGGCUAUUCGAGAUAUGGGAUCGGAAUUGCCUGAAGGCGAGCGCAGGAAGUUUGCUGCAAAGGCCGUGUCGGAUAUUAUGCGAGAAUUAUAG
Molecule: messenger RNA, 1329 nt
Organism: Penicillium subrubescens
Lineage: Eukaryota; Fungi; Ascomycota; Eurotiomycetes; Eurotiales; Aspergillaceae
Product: adaptin-binding domain-containing protein
Exons: 3
Coding region: 1-1329 (442 amino acids)
Biological process (GO): vesicle-mediated transport
Molecular function (GO): protein-macromolecule adaptor activity
Source: RefSeq, a predicted model, not a curated record